CCGAGCGGUGGGUCAUCGGGAAACGUUCCGAAGAAGAAGGUGCUCGACAAACCACCUUCCAAUCUUCCGGGAAGCUCGCGUGCCGGUAGAAGCUCGCGCUCGCAGGACACCACCCAACGUCGAAUGGACGAGGAGUCAAGCGAGAAGACGGAGGACGAUGAACGGAUUCGCCGAUUGCAAUCCCAGUCACUAGCCACGCGAAGGUUCACCCAGGGCGAAGGCUCUUGCGAUGUGAAUGCAGAGCGGGAGGAUAGUAGAGGUGACGAAGCCCGAGCGAGGGGCGAUGGAGAAGACGAUGAGAAUGAAGGAGAAUGUGGUGGUGGGCAGGACCACAUGGAUUGCGAACAGGCAGCGGCAAGCGGUGGGGUAUUCGGUGGUAAUGUGGGUGGUUCGCAGAUGGAAGACCAAGAGAUGGAAGAUGAGGAAAUGGAAGACGAGGAAAUGAAAGACGAAGGACAGGAUGUCGAUGUUUCCGCGGAGCUUACUUCGAAGGGGAGGGGAAAACGCACAGCGGAAUCGUCGCCGAAGCGAGGCGCGCCUGAGAAGCACGCUCGAAGAAAAGUUUUGCAGGACGCUCGGCUCGCCUUGGAUGCAGCUGCUCGUACGCCUGGUGAAGCCGGUGUGGAAUCCAAAUCCAAAUCUCGGGUUCGCGAAACGUUGCAACCCAGGAAGCCUGUGCGGCCGUCSAGGCACCCGAAAUCGGAUGACUCGAGCGACGAUGCUGAAGGGGUGGCCCCUCGUUUGCUCUCCAUCCCUGACGACGACGAACCGGAGACGAAGAAACCCAAAGCGGUGAACAUGACGCAGUGCUUCUUCCUCGAGUACGACGAGGACGACAAGAAGAGAAAGGACCCGCCUAGGGUGGUCAUUGACGUCAUGCAGAUUCUUCYGAUUCCGGUGGGAGAGAUCACCUUCAACCAGCGAGCGCUGAACCCGGCCAUCGUCGCAGGCAUCGAAGCGACAAUUGAAGCAUCAACUCGCCCACAUUCCGUGGAUGAUCCGGCUCCGUGGGAUCCACCGGA
Chara braunii is the source of this 1022-nucleotide messenger RNA. Lineage: Eukaryota; Viridiplantae; Streptophyta; Charophyceae; Charales; Characeae. The record is from the annotation of a GenBank genome assembly.